Molecule: messenger RNA, 1353 nt
Organism: Eurypyga helias (sunbittern)
Lineage: Eukaryota; Metazoa; Chordata; Aves; Eurypygiformes; Eurypygidae
Product: tripartite motif-containing protein 7-like
Exons: 8
Coding region: 1-1353 (450 amino acids)
Molecular function (GO): zinc ion binding; protein binding
Source: RefSeq, a predicted model, not a curated record
AUGGCCGAGCGCGACCCGCUGGAGAGCCUGCAGAAAGAAGCCUCUUGCUCCAUCUGCCUGGAUUAUUUCAGCGAUCCCGUGUCCAUCGACUGCGGGCACAGCUUUUGCCGCCACUGCAUCACCCGCUGCUCGGGAAAAUCGGACCGCCGCUUCGCCUGCCCUCAGUGCCGGGGAACGGCCCAAAAACGAAAAUUCAGACCCAACCGCGAGCUCAGGAACUUGGCGGAGAUCGCCAAGACGUUGAGCUCCAGGAUGGGAUACGUGGACGGAGCCGGCAACUUGUGCCCGAAGCAUCGGGAGCCGCUCAAGCUCUUCUGCCAGGAGGACGGGACGGCCAUCUGCGUGGUCUGCGACCGCUCCCACGCUCACCGCGCCCACGCCGUCGCUCCCAUCGAGGAAGCCGCCCAGGAGUGUAAGGAGCAAAUCCAGAGCAAACUCAAGAGCCUCAAGGAUGAAAGGGAAAGGCUCCAAGGAUUAAAGCAGACCGGGGAGAAGAGAAGCCACAAGUACCUGCAGCAGGCGCGAGCCGAGAGGUGGAAAAUCCGGUUGGUGUUUAAGCAGCUGCACCGGUUCCAGGACGAGCAGGAGCGGCUCCUGCUGAUGUGGCUGGAGGAGGUGGAAAAGCAGAUAGCGCAGACCCAGGCCGAGAACGACGGGAAGAUCUCCGUGGAGAUCUCCAACCUGGAAAACCUCAUCCGGGAGCUGGAAGGGAUGAACCCGCAGCCGGAGAAUAAGUCUCUGCAGGAUGCCAGGAGUGCCUUGACCAGGACUUUCCAGCAGCUGACGGAGAAGUUUCCCAAAGUGGAAAAGAAACUCAAGGAUUUAUCUCAGAAAAACAUCGUUCUGAAGGAAACCCUGAGGAAAUUCAAAGAGAGUCUCCCAGUUGAACUGGAUGUGCAAUGGGCCAACGUGACGCUGGAUCCAGACACAGAUUUGCCCAACAACCUGCAGCGAUUUGAUACCUACUGCUCGGUGUUGGGAUGCGAAGGCUUCACGGCGGGGAGGCGCUACUGGGACGUGCAGCUGGGGAGCAGGGGAUUUUGGGCUGUGGGGGUGGCCAGAGACUCAGCCUGGAGAAAGGGGUGGAUUAACCUCGACCCUUCCCAGGGGAUUUGGGCUGUUGGCAUCUGCGGGGACAAGUUUCAAGCUUUCACCUCCUUCGAAACCAUUCAGCUCCUGAACGGGAGGCCAAGGACUAUCCGGGUGUCUCUGGAUUACGAGAAGGGACACGUGGCUUUCUUCGACGCCGAUAACGAGACCUUGGCUUUCGCUUUUCCUCCAACUCCUUUCAACGGAGAGAAAAUCCUGCCUUUCUUCUGGGUUUGGGAGUCCAGGAUCCAACUGGCUCCCUGA